AUGGAUGAUGAUACACUGCUGUAUGCCUCCGAUGGUGGCGAUUAUGUCACUGUGAUUCCGAUCAAUGGCGGCGAGAUCAGCCUGCCUGAACGAUCAUUUGUUUCGCCCGGUGACCCAAAUAAUUCGGUAACAGUUCCGUCGCUGAGCUUCCUGAUAACUCAUCCCGGCGCCAAGGGUCAAGACCGGCCCAGAAACUUUCUCUUUGACCUAGGGCUCCGCGCCCGACUGCAAAAUUAUACAAAGGAGAACCAAUCACACCUACAAUCGCGCAUACCUUACCGACUUGGCCCUGGAGUCGCUCAAUUGCUGCGUCAAGGUGGUCUGGAUCCAGCUGAAAUUGACACUGUGAUCCUCAGUCAUGUCCACUACGAUCACCAUGGUGAUCCAGCAGACUUUCCCAAUGCACAGUUCCUUCUUGGAUCUGGUUCCCUUUCUCUGAUUCACCAAGGGCUUGGGACCAGUGCUUCACAUCAAUUCUUUGAUCCGAACCUGUUCCGCGACGUUUCACGAGUGAGUGAGCUCCCAGAGCCCCAGAAGGCCCCAUGGAAACGUCUUGCGCCGUUUGAAGCAACAUUCGAUUUAAUGAAAGAUGGCUCCAUCUUUAUUGCUGAUGCCCCGGGCCAUCUUCCGGGACAUAUCAAUCUCCUUUGUCGAACUGGACCCCGAGAGUGGGUCUACUUAGGAGGUGAUAGUUGCCAUGAUAUACGACUAUUAAGUGGAGAGCGUGACAUUGCAACCUGGCAGGAUAUGCAUGGACAAGAGACCUGCAUUCAUAUGGAUAAGGUACUAGCGGAGGAUACUAUUUCUCGAAUCCGGAAACUGCAAGAGAUGAACGACUUAAAGGUGGAAGUUGUCAUGGCGCAUGAUGUGCAGUGGUGGGAGAAGAAUAAGCAUCGAGCGUUUCCGGCAUCAUUUCGGUAA
This is a messenger RNA of Penicillium canescens, 921 nucleotides long. Its product is annotated as MBL fold metallo-hydrolase. The record is from RefSeq and is a predicted model, not a curated record. NCBI's taxonomy places the organism in Eukaryota, Fungi, Ascomycota, Eurotiomycetes, Eurotiales, Aspergillaceae. The coding region runs from base 1 to 921 and encodes 306 amino acids. The transcript has a single exon.